AUGCGAGAACUGCGUACGCGCGAAGAUCCGAUGCACGCGGACUCCCUCGUCCCCAAUCUGCGAUCGCUCAAGUCCGCAGGCUCCCUGCUAAACGGUCAAGGUAAGGCGCCAGCAGUCUAUCAUGGGAGCGUCGACGCGGACUCGAUAGCUAACGUAAUGGGUAUCUUCAACCCAAUUAGCCGCAUUGAUCAUCUAGAAAGCAAAGUGGAUCUGAUCCUGGGCCAAAUCCACGGUGUCAACCUCCAGCAACGUCCAGAGGUUUCACCAAAUGAAUCCCAAAGAAGUGGCGAAUCUCAGGGACUUGAUGCUCUCGAUGUCAUUGGCAGAGGCAUCGUCGGCUCUGCAGAGGCUGAUGUGUUGCUGGGUUAUUGGCAAAGGGAAGUGGCCCCUGGGUUCCCUUUUGUGGUUAUACCAGACAAUGCUACCGUCGAAGACUUGAGAUCGGAAAAGCCAUUCCUGUUGCUGUCGGUUCUUUUUAUGACCUCGUACCAAGACAUCGCUUUAAACGCGGCGUUGGACGAGGUCAUCAAAUCCUAUGUUGGGGGCACGGUGGCACAAGGCACGUGGAAUCGCGAUAAUUCCCAUGACCUUCUGCAAGGGCUGCUUGUAAUAAUCGCUGGAUCAAAGACACUCAUUCACCUGACACGUCUUGGCUAUUACCGGCAACUAGCAGUCGCUGUCAUUUAUGAAUUAAGGAUUGAUCGUGCACCUAAAAUCCGAAGCCUCGAAUCGCGAAUCAACAUUGUAGAAGAUGUAGACAGUCCCAGGACUUUACAGGGGAUUGCUAACGCUGAAAGCCGCCUGUUGAUCGGGUUUUAUGUGAUUCAGUCAAUCCUCGCCACCUCUGGUAUUGCACAGGGCAGCGGCUUCCACGGAGAACUCGACCGACAUGUCCAUGCAUUCAGAGCCGAAGUGGAAGAAUACAAAGCACAGCUUCCUUUCCCUAUUAAUGCAGAUUACCUCAUUGCUGCACAGUAUUGUGCCUUAGAGCUCCAUUUGUGCCAUAUUAGUCUUUUCGACCCUGACCCGAAUACCGCAUCGACCAGUGACUCGCUUCUCGUUUCGAAAAUUGACACUCUUUGUCAUGGCUUGGCCGCUGCAAAUCAGUUCUUUGACUACUAUGCAGAAACUACGCCAUUAGGGCAAGAACGUGGCUUUACCUAUGUGCAAUGGAUGCAGACUGGGCUUAUCAUUGCAGUGGCUUGCAAGCUUACACUCGCAGCCCUUGAUCCAUCUUUGCGACAGAAUACACACCUCCAGAAACUUCGGGAAGCUCUUGACUUUGCGGGCAGGUUGCGACUUUUCCAGAUGAGACUGACUCAUAUUGACCGACCGGAUACCAGUCUGCCAGAGCACAAACGGAAGCACGCGCCUUCCCACUACGAAAACUGGCUGAACUGUGUUGCGGAGUGGUUUGAAGGCAAAUACCGGGCUGCUCUUGCGGAUCCUAUGGCUGGGAUCACGAGCACUAUGUCGAACCCCAUGGAGGAUUCGCAAUAUGCGGAUGGCAGCGUUGAUGCAGGUGCCCAGCUUGAUCAGAAUCUUUUCUGGAUGGAACUUCAGGAUAUGUCGAUUGAAGAGAUCUUGAGCUGGAUGGGGCCAAUGGAUUUCGCAGCUUGA
This is a messenger RNA of Penicillium chermesinum, 1620 nucleotides long. RefSeq lists its product as uncharacterized. Lineage: Eukaryota; Fungi; Ascomycota; Eurotiomycetes; Eurotiales; Aspergillaceae. Gene Ontology annotation, cellular component: nucleus. Gene Ontology annotation, molecular function: transcription cis-regulatory region binding; DNA-binding transcription factor activity, RNA polymerase II-specific. Gene Ontology annotation, biological process: regulation of DNA-templated transcription. The transcript has 5 exons. Bases 1 to 1620 code for a protein of 539 amino acids. The record is from RefSeq and is a predicted model, not a curated record.